GCACAUAAUUCUAUUACCCGUGAUUCCGACCAGUGCCAGUUGUGAGAAAAAAAAAAUUAUCAUGGAGAAAAAAGUAAACCAGAAUAUACUCCGCAAGAGGGGUAGACCCGCUGGUAAAAAUAGAGUGCCUUUGUCUCAGGUGAGCAAAUUAACUCUUUAUUGUAUUGUAUUAAAUAUAUUGAUGAUACAAGUCGUUGGAAUAUAUAACAUAAAUGAUGAUUUUUUCAGAAUGAACGCAGAGCUAGAAACGCGCAGUAUGAAAGGGAACGCAGAGAAGAGAUGGUGGGUGCGUUUGCAGACUUGGCUGCGGCUGUUGGCGUCACCGGUUCCAUCUCAAAUGCAGAACUCCUGGCAACAGUAAUCACAGAGCUCCAACGAGCUUCGCAGGUCAAGCAUAGCAGUGACUUAGACUCGUUGCGGCGGUGUAAUAAGAAUCUUAUGGCUCAGAUUGAGACCUUGGAGCAGCGGCUUACAGAAUGUGAUGAGAUCGAGAGCUCCGGACCCCCGACUCGAGAACUCACGGACACGUCUCGACCGGUCAAAAGGAAGCGGGAGGAUUGUGAGACGCCGGUGGAUAUUCCCAUUCCGAAGCCUUCGUUAGAUUUUGUGAUCAAGUUGGAUCAUGAAAAUGAACACCCCGUGCCAGAACAUUUGUCGGUGCAAGAGAUUCUGCCAGCGGAUUUGCAGACGUCAUCGGAGAGCAGCGCCUUUGACCAUCGGGAGCGUGGUGUCAAAUAUUCACCUUUCGCAAGGCCGCACAUGCCCGCUCCUAAGUGUGAGAUAGAGACCUCUGACCACAUUCAACUUGUGCCGCCUUAUACUGAGCAGAUCUACUAUCGCCAUGCAUCCCAGCAGUGUCAUGCCGGUCCUUUUUCAUCAAACUCGUCAUUCAGACAAGACCACACGAGCUUCAGCGGAGAGAUAAAGCAUUCGCUCGACAAUAGCUGUUUGCCUACGGAUCCCUGGCUCCCAAUCGUGGAGACGUCGGAUCAGAAUUUCCCCGCUUCGAGGGAGUCACCAGUGAGCAGCACCUCUGACCAACAGGAUUACGUUGUCGACUAUUCCACCUAUCACUUCGCCGGGCCACAGGUUCCCACACCCGAGUAUCAGCUAGAUACUACGGUUGAACCGUCUGGAUAUAUCAAUCCUGUACAGCCAUACACAGAGGAGGCGUACUGGCACCAUUCACCCUGGCUGUGUCGCUCCGGCCCUUCUUCACCGGAAGAGCAGUUGUCGCCAUCUCAGUACCUGAAUCCUGGGACACACCAUGGAUUUUGAUAUUAUGAGCCAUUAUGGAAAUUGUUAUAAAUAAAUGUUUUAGUCCGUCUUGCUGUUUUCAUUGUCAUAUAUAUAUAAGGUGCCUAACUAAGUACUAGAUUUUCAUAUGUUAAAUUGCCUAUUACACAGCCUCUCCAUGCAGCACAAGAAUUAGCUGAAUAUAAAUCUAAAAAGUGAGAAUCAUAAUUUUUUAUCCGCUACAUAUAAUAUUUAAUAAUCUGUUGGUGGGCACUUGUUAUCAUAGUUGUACCUGAUAAAUGCACGUUAUAUUAGAGAUAAAUAUGCAAUGGCAACAUUAUUAAUCCUU
Messenger RNA from Cydia pomonella (codling moth), 1585 nucleotides. RefSeq lists its product as uncharacterized. The coding region runs from base 280 to 1278 and encodes 332 amino acids. The transcript is spliced from 3 exons. The record is from RefSeq and is a predicted model, not a curated record. NCBI's taxonomy places the organism in Eukaryota, Metazoa, Arthropoda, Insecta, Lepidoptera, Tortricidae.